Messenger RNA from Arxiozyma heterogenica, 1662 nucleotides. It is a transcript of the gene ATP1, whose product is annotated as F1F0 ATP synthase subunit alpha. The record is from RefSeq and is a predicted model, not a curated record. The transcript has a single exon. Gene Ontology annotation, molecular function: ADP binding; ATP binding; proton-transporting ATP synthase activity, rotational mechanism. Gene Ontology annotation, biological process: proton motive force-driven ATP synthesis; proton transmembrane transport. The coding region runs from base 1 to 1662 and encodes 553 amino acids. NCBI's taxonomy places the organism in Eukaryota, Fungi, Ascomycota, Saccharomycetes, Saccharomycetales, Saccharomycetaceae.
AUGCUUUUGAACAAGAUGGUCACUUCUCGUGCUUUACAACAUGCUACCAAAUUGGCAGCCACAAGAACUUUCUGGUCCCGUGCUAUCUCUUUGUCUCAAAGAUCUAUGGUUCGUAAUGCCUCCACUGCAUCUGGUAGCAAGCUAGGUCCAACCGAAGUCUCUUCAAUCCUAGAAUCUAGAAUCAAGGGUCUAGCUGACAAGGCAUCUCUUGAUGAAACCGGUAGAGUCCUAGCUGUCGGUGAUGGUAUUGCCCGUGUCUACGGUUUAAACAAUAUUCAGGCUGAAGAACUGGUCGAAUUCUCCUCCGGUGUUAAAGGUAUGGCCUUGAACUUGGAACCUGGACAAGUCGGUAUCGUCUUGUUUGGUUCUGACAGAUUGGUCAAGGAAGGUGAACUCGUUAAGAGAACUGGUAAGAUCGUUGACGUUCCAGUCGGUCCAGCUUUGCUGGGCCGUGUCGUCGACGCCUUAGGUAACCCAAUUGAUGGCAAAGGUCCAAUCAACACCACCGAGUUUGCUAGAGCCCAAGUUAAAGCUCCAGGUAUCCUGCCAAGAAGAUCUGUCCAUGAACCAAUGCAAACUGGGUUGAAGGCCGUUGAUGCCUUAGUCCCAAUCGGUAGAGGGCAAAGAGAAUUGAUCAUUGGUGAUAGACAAACCGGUAAAACUGCAGUUGCCCUAGAUACCAUCUUAAACCAAAAGAAAUGGAACGAUGGUGCAGACGAAUCCAAGAAACUAUACUGUGUCUAUGUCGCUAUCGGCCAAAAGAGAUCUACUGUUGCUCAAUUAGUGCAAACUUUAGAACAACAUGAUGCCUUAAAAUAUUCUAUUAUUGUCGCUGCCACUGCCUCUGAAGCUGCCCCAUUACAAUAUUUAGCUCCAUUCACUGCCGCUUCCAUAGGUGAAUGGUUUAGAGACAACGGGAAACAUGCUUUGAUUGUCUACGACGACUUAUCUAAGCAAGCCGUUGCUUACCGUCAACUAUCCUUAUUAUUAAGACGUCCACCAGGUCGUGAAGCCUACCCAGGUGAUGUCUUCUAUUUACACUCAAGAUUGUUGGAAAGAGCUGCCAAGAUGUCUGACAAGUGUGGUGGUGGUUCUUUAACUGCUUUACCAAUCAUUGAAACUCAAGGUGGUGAUGUCUCUGCUUAUAUUCCAACUAACGUCAUUUCCAUUACUGACGGUCAAAUCUUCUUGGAAACUGAAUUAUUCUACAAAGGUAUCAGACCAGCCAUUAACGUCGGUCUUUCUGUCUCUCGUGUCGGUUCUGCUGCCCAAGUCAAGGCUUUGAAACAAGUCGCUGGUUCUUUAAAACUUUUCUUAGCACAAUACAGAGAAGUCGCCGCUUUCGCCCAGUUUGGUUCCGAUUUAGAUGCAUCUACUAAACAAACCUUAGUUAGAGGUGAAAGAUUGACACAAUUAUUAAAACAAAACCAAUACCAACCAUUAUCAGCUGAAGAACAAGUUCCAUUGAUCUACGCUGGUGUUAACGGUUACUUAGAUAGCAUCGACAUCAACCGUAUUGCCGAAUUUGAAUCCUCUUUCUUAUCAUACUUGAAGUCUAACCACGAAGAAAUCUUGACUGGUAUCAGAGAAAAGGGUGAGUUGACUAAGGGACUAAUGGACAAGUUGAAAUCUGCUACUGAAUCUUUUGUUGCCACCUUCUAA